AUGGUGUACUACCUGAUGUUCUGUCACAGUGCACCACUUAUCAAGGAGAUAGAGAACAUGAUCGAUUAUUUUUUCCCAGACAAUGAGCUUUGGUUUAAUGAAACCGGAUUAAACCCUCCCGCUUUGCUACACACCACUGAUCGGCUCUCCUGGGCGUGCCAUCUUGGCAAUGAAAGCCGGGACUGCAGCAUCCGCACUACCACAGUGAUGGAGCAUCAGGCCAAAGCACGACGCUAG
This is a messenger RNA of Penicillium vulpinum, 237 nucleotides long. RefSeq lists its product as uncharacterized. Lineage: Eukaryota; Fungi; Ascomycota; Eurotiomycetes; Eurotiales; Aspergillaceae. The transcript has a single exon. The record is from RefSeq and is a predicted model, not a curated record. The coding region runs from base 1 to 237 and encodes 78 amino acids.